CCGACUGAGUCAGUAGAUACAAGCUCGGCAGAAGACGCACGAGGCAGAAAUAUAUCGGUGUCUGAGACGUUGCUUACAUCAUGGUUGUUAAUAUCGGUGGAGAUGUUAAAUGUGUCGUUGUCGGCGACGGAGGAGUAGGGAAAACUAGCAUGCUCCUCCGGUAUAUUGAUGGACGGUUCCUGGAAGAGUAUAUACCGACCUGUUUCGAUAGCUACGCUGUGUCCCUUGACCUUGGCGACCGCUACUAUGACCUCUGCCUUAUGGACACAGCUGGACAGGAAACUUAUGACCGCCUGCGCACUUUGUCCUACUUCAACACUGACGUGUUUGUCGUCUGCUUCUCCGUGGCCAGUCAAGACUCAUUUACUAACGUCAGGACACGAUGGAUCCCAGAACUGAAGGAAUUCAAACCCGGAACCCGCUUUAUCCUUGUCGGUACUCAGGCGGACCUGAGGGAGGAUGCGCAGUACCCUGGGGAAUGCGUGUCCCUGAGUCAGGCUAAGAAACUAGCAAGAAAGGUUGGUGCUGAAGCCUAUGUGGAGUGCUCGUCACUGACUGGGGACGGUUUGAAGAGCGUGUUUCAUGGCGCGCUCACCACCGCAGUGUGUCCGAAAAAGAAGAGGAAGUUUUGGAGAAGCUUCAAGCAGCUGUUUAAGAAGAACGAGAAAUGAACGAGAGAAGAUGAAAUCUGCGUCACAAAACAUGGCGUCAUCCAGGAUGUCAGAACUCUUCGUCCAUUUUGCGCAGGCGCAUAUGGACUGGCAGCUCAACCGGAAGUGACCUCGAGCUGUCGAAUCUCUGUUUUGCCAAAUUUGUUGUUGCACAUUGUUGUUGCACGUUGUUCCUGCACACACGUUGUUGUUAAGGAUUGGACUCUGGCUCAGGAAUAUGACAAUAAUGGACCCAAGAAUGACGCGAGUCAGAAAUGAGGGAAGGAUGUUGGCGCUUGUAAUUGUGUGAGAAUGGCAAUAUAGUUGACUCAUUUGUGUGAUACUCGCUGUCAACAAUGACUUCAGGGGCACGUGACAGAUAUAGAAGUGCAGGACACACCAUAUCCUUCCGUGACAUCAAUGACCUAUCACGGCGUCCUACAGAGAAUUGAAGUACAAAACUCCGAACACUGCUUUAGUAAACUACAGCUCUAUGCUCAUAAAUGGCCUCCAUUAAAAAUGACACAUGACGUCAUGAAAGGAAAGACCUAACACGUUUCAACACGAAGAAGAGACAUUCUUACUGAACAAUGAAUUCCAAACUUAAAACUGGAACUGACAAGACACCUGUAAAUGAAAAUAGUGCCUGUUGAAAUAGAAUAUGCCAACUAUCUAAACAUUCGUUAAAUACGUUACAUGCUUGAGCAGAUGUGAUGUAAUUUAUACCGCCUUUGUUUGUAGUUUUGAUGUGUCUUUAAGUUAUUGUUUCUCAUCGCCAUGUUCCUAGUGCUCGUGUUUGCCAUUGAACCACGCCCCAUGUAUCUACAGUGCAAAUCGUGGCCUGAUUCACCAUCGGCCCCAACUUGAUAUUCCAAUCGCGAAUGUAACACGUAUUUCUUAAUACUUAAUCUUAAAAUUUUAUUUGCUAAAUUAUGGCUUUGUGCUUGUUUAACAUCUGCAGUAUUUGAAUAAGGUUGACUCUUAGCCACUAAUAUGGUCGAACCUUACAUACCUGUAAUUAAGGGCUUGGAGUUAACAACCCCCUUUCACGUAGAGGGUAACCUCGUUUAUCCGGACGGUACUGUUCACAGUGAAAUCAUUCGGAUUAACGAGGUUAGUGGUGCUCCUUUGUACAUGUGUAGAUGUCUACAAAAGUACUUGUCCAUAGAUCAGGAUUUCCGGACUUUAAAGGUCCUACUCUAGUGAUCAUACACUUCUUAUAACCAUAUACUACUAAUGCAAUACCUUACAGCCUCGUAUGACAUACAUUAGCAUUGUCUUCUAACACAUUCCAGAGAGUCAGAGUUAUUGGUUGUGUACUGUGGCCGAUGUGUUCCCGUGGUGUUGAGAAGUUGGCAACGUUUCAUGUUAUAGUCUCACGUUGUCUCAUCAGGGUACCUAAAGUCUUUCACAAAACGCAAAACCCCAUUAAUCAGGAGAAUGUGGUUGUCAUGGAAACAUCCCGGAUGAACAUAUUCCGGGAUAUCAAAAUCACUUUUGCGUUAGCCCUUCGUAGGUAACGUUCCCAUGUUCCAGACGCGAUAUAAAAUUGGUGGUCGGAUUAACCAUGUCCGGAUUAACGGGGUUUCUUUGUAUUUGUUCUAAUUGAGUGCUGUAGAAAUGUACAUGUGAUGGACACACGUAUGUGUCAUUGUGCUGUAAUGGAUGUACAAUAAAUUGUUAUCGAUGAUCA
Messenger RNA from Haliotis rufescens (red abalone), 2343 nucleotides. RefSeq names its product rho-related GTP-binding protein RhoQ-like. Lineage: Eukaryota; Metazoa; Mollusca; Gastropoda; Lepetellida; Haliotidae. The record is from RefSeq and is a predicted model, not a curated record. Gene Ontology annotation, molecular function: GTP binding; GTPase activity. Gene Ontology annotation, biological process: small GTPase-mediated signal transduction. The transcript has 3 exons. Bases 81 to 671 code for a protein of 196 amino acids.